GCACAAACCAGGUGUUCCGCACCCUCCAUGGCGACAGCCACCCCUUACGGUCGUAUGACGCCAAUCAACCCCUACAACACCCGCUCCACCUCCGAGCGCGAGCCACUACUCCCUCACGACACCAAGCACGCCGACUCUGCCUCUAGCCCCAUUCCGCCUCCGCCUCCGCCCUAUCCCACCGCUGACCACCAUCCACAGGCCCCUCCAACAUGUCCAGGCCACCGUCUACCACCGCCUUCCUCCACCGCGCCUAGAUACCGCCCAGAAAGUCGUCGGCACCUGAGGACCCUGCUCCUUACGCUGAUCGCUUUCUUGACUGUUUUUGUGGUCUUCUAUGCUGUUUUAGUGCUGCUGGGGUUAGUGGUGUGCUUGGUGGUACCGAGCUACGUGCAUGUGCGGCCGCUGGGGCAGAACUGCUUGAAAGGGAUGUGGGUCCCGUUUUGGUGGUGGUAGGGUCGGUGGGGAGAGUGCGGAAGGGGAAAGGGGAAGGAAAUAGUAGAGGGGAG
Molecule: messenger RNA, 506 nt
Organism: Paraphaeosphaeria sporulosa
Lineage: Eukaryota; Fungi; Ascomycota; Dothideomycetes; Pleosporales; Didymosphaeriaceae
Exons: 1
Coding region: 28-453 (141 amino acids)
Source: RefSeq, a predicted model, not a curated record